AUGAAAGAAAUAAAACAUUUAAAUCCUUCUUAUAUAAAUUCAGGAAUGAUUAAUGAUACUGCUAAAUGGAAAUGGGGUGAAUAUAAACAAUUUCAUAUGAUUGCAUAUAUUAAUGAUAAUUCUAUUUUAAUAGUAAAUGCUGAUAAUUUACGAGUAUUUCAAGAACUUGUUUUUGAUUCUCCACCAAUUUCAUUCUCUUUUUCACCUAAAGGAACGCUUAUUGUUUCAACUAAAGAUGUAGUUAUUAUUUAUCAUCCAGAAAAUACAAGAACAUUAUUUCAACCACCAUCAUAUCAAGAAUAUUCAAGACAAAACAUACAAGUUGAUUCAGUCAAUUUUUUAAAUAUUGAAAAUGAAGAGAAUAAAGAAUAUUUUAUUGCAAUAGGUAUAUUUCUUCAAAUUUAUGAAAUUAAAAAAAGAGAAUCUGAUCAAAUCUUUUCUAUUCCUAUUGUUCAUCAAAAACAUCUUUCUACUUGUAUUGAUGGUAUUCAUUUUACUACUUGGGGUGAUAAAAAUUUUGUUAAAGUUUGGAGAUAUAUUCGUGAAACAAAUAAAGUUGUAGUACAAUAUAUUAAAACAAAUGGUAAAGUUAAAUAUGCUACUUGGAGAAGAAAUUGGACACAAGGAUCACCUGCAUUACUUAUUAUUUGUGAUGAACAAUCAACUACAUUAUGGUAUGAUAAUCCAUCAUCAAUUCAAAGUGAAUCAUUUUCUUUAUUAUGUUUUACUGGAUUAUAUAUUCCAGCAUCGGAUGGAUUAGUAUCAUGGAUUUAUUAUCAUCAUAAAUUACAUAAUCCAUAUUUUCCAAUUCCUAAACCAAGUGAAUCAACAUCAUUAAGUGGAUUUCAUAGUGCAUCAUUAUGUCAAAGAUUACUUCCAAAAAUAGAUAUCCCACGACAAUUUUCACCUGAUUAUUUAAUUCAAUUUGAUGGAACAAAAAUUAUUAUAAUAACUGUCUCUUUUACUCCUCAAGGAACUCCAAUUAUUGAUUUUUCUGAACCAGUUGUGUUACCUGAUAAUUAUUAUAAAACAUUUAAUUUUAAUAAAAUCAAUUCAUUCAUUCCUAUGUGUACAGAAUCACUUAGAGGUUGUGCAAAACCAACAAAAAUAUCAUUAUGUUGUAGAGCAGAAGGGAAAUAUUCAUUAUUUUCAUUAAAAAAAGAAGAUGAUGAAUUACCUAAAACAUUUAAAGAACCAUCACCAUUAGUUAUAGCAGGACAUACUGCUCCAAUAGAAACAAUUAUUGUUCAUCAAACACAACAAUAUUUUCUUUCUAUUUCAAAAAAUGAAACUAUUUUAUGGUUAAUUGGUGGUGUACAACAAUAUCUUGGAGCAUAUCUUAAAUUAAUUGGAAUAUUAAAACCUUAUAAAAAGUAUUGUUUUAUUCAAAAUUAUAUUAUUGGAGUUAAUGGAAAAGAUGGAAUAGUUUAUCAAAUAAAUCAAACUGAUACACCAGAAGAAGUUGAUAAUUUUACAAUUCCAUUUGAAUCAACAUGUAUUUGUUGUAUUCAAAAUAUUAUUUGUAUUGGAUCUCAACAAGGUAUACUUAUGUAUUCAUAUAAUGGUAAAAUGUUAAUGAAAGGAACAAUUAGAGUAAAAGGAGUUAUAAAUAUUAAUGGAAAUGAAGGAGGAAUUAUUUUUAUUGGAACAAAUGAAGGUAAUUAUUAUUCUAAAAUAGAUAAACCAGUUGCUAUUCCAUUACCAAUUGAAGGUAAAAUAUAUUCACAUUCUCAAUUAAGGAUUUGUGUUAUUAAUAAUUGUAAAAUAAGUAUUUAUCAAAAAGAAGCAUCAGAACAUUAUGAAUUAGAAGCAACAUUAGGUGAUUCAUCUAAUGAUAUUGUUAUUUGUCAACAAAGAUCAGGAUAUAUUGAUGUUUCAAUUGGAAAGAAAAAUGUUCUUGAAUGGUGGGUACCAUCAACAAUUGCAAAUAUUAGAACAUAUAAUUCUGGAUAUGAAUUAUUAGAUUCUAUUCAAUUUAGUGAAAAAAUAGGAGCAAUAGGAAUAACAAAAGAAGGUACUACUAUUGUUGCAAUAGGAAAAAAAAUUCUUAUUUAUAGUAAAUGGGAACAAAAUAUUCAAAGAAUUAUUCAAUGUAUUGAACCUCAACAAAGUUAUUCAUUAUAUCAUCCAAGAUGUUUAUUACAAUUAUUAUUUGCUGGAUCAUUUAAACAAGUUGAAAUUAUAUUAUCUGUUUACUUAGAAAUUAUGAAAAAAUCACAACCAUUUCCAUUAAUUUAUGAUGAUGUUUAUGAAAUAUAUAACUCAAAUGAUAGUUAUCAAAAAGAACCACAAAAAUUAUAUUCAGAAAUUAUUGAAUUAUUACAACAAAUGAGAGAUACUUCAAUUACUACAUCUGAACAAGCAUGUAUUGCUGCUAUUUGUGAAGCAUUAAAAAUAAUUAAUUCAAUGGAAGGACUUGAUGAAUGUGGAAAGAAUUAUUUCAUUUCAUUUAAAUUAGACUGUUUAUUAAAUAAAAUUUGUGGAAGAAUUAUGACACCAAUUGAUUUUAUUUGGGCAUAUCAUUCAGAAGCAAAAGAAUCAUUAAAAAGAGAAUUAGAAAUAAUACAAGUUGAUUUAAAUGGAGCAAUUGAAAGAGGAAUUGGAUAUUGGAUGUUAAAUAAACCAGAAUUAUUAAAAGAUAUGUUAUCAAAUAUAGCAAAAAUUGAAUAUAUGAAAAAGAAAGAUCCAAAUGAUGUUGCAAUUAUAUAUAUUUUAUUAGGAAGAAUUCCUGCUCUUGCAGCAUUAUAUAGAUUAAAUAAAGAAAUGAAAAUUAAUGAUUUUUUAAUGAAAGACUUUAAUAAUGAAAGAAAUAAAAUAGCAGCUAUUAAAAAUGCAUAUGUAUUAAAUAGUCAACAUAAAUAUAUUUUAUCAAUUGCAUUUUUCUUAAUUGGUGGAGCAAUUACUGAAGCAAUUCAAAUUUCAUUUGAUAAAUUAAAUAAUAUUGGACUUGGUUUUAUAAUUGCAAAAAUAUGUAGUUCAGAUUUUGAAACAACGUUAAGAAAUGUUUUAUUACCUGAAGUAAUUAAAAGAAAUGAUAUUGUUGGUCAAUUCUUUUGUUAUAUUCAAUUAAAAGAAUAUCAAAAUGCUAUUAAAUCUUUAAUAUUAAUGAAAGAAGAACCAACACUUUUUUAUUUAUUAGAAUAUUUUAAAAGUGAUGGAUUAUUAAAACAAAUGUAUGGUGUUAAUGAAAUUGAACAUUCUUCAUUUAACUUUAUGAGAAGAAAUAUUCAUUUAUAUUUAAGAAAUAGAUGUUCUCCUCUUGCUUAUCAUUUUCUUGAUGCACAAUUUGAUCAUACUUCAUGUCUUUCUAAUUCAACAGUUUCAACAAAAAAUGUUUCAAUAUCAAAUACAUCAAAUGAUGAUUGGUUUGAUGAUUUUAUGAGUAAUAGUGCACCAAUAGUUGAAGAAAAGAAAAAAGAAAUUUCAAUUAAUCAAUGUUUCCCAAAAUUAAUUGGUGAUUUAGAUAUUAGUUCAAUGAAAAUUAUUGCUCAAACAAUUGCAGAACAUUUGAUUCAUCGAUUUGUAUUACUUUCAAAAUCAUUUGAAAAAGAUCCAAUACUUCAAAAUUUUGUAGUAAAUAGAAUAGUACCAUUUUUAAAUAAUUUUGGCAUUGAAAAAGAAUCUGUUAUAACUACAUUUUAUGAUAUUUGUACAUUAACAGAUUCUAUUGAUGUAUUAUGUAUUUCUUCUUGUCUUAAUGAACAAGAAGUUAAAAUUAAUAAUUCUCUUCAAGAUUCUCCUUUUGUUUCUUCAUUUGUUGAUCAAGGAAUGAAUUAUUCUAUUCCAAAAAAACCUCAAAAUGAUGAUAUUAAAAUUCCAAUUCCAAUUAAACAACGAAGUAUCAUUUCACCAAAUACUCUUCUUUCACCAGAACCAAAAACACCAUUAGUUAAAAAACAAGUCUUACCAAAAUUAUCAAAUAGUAUUUCACCAAAAAUGGCAACAUCAAAUUGUCUUGGAAUGCAAUUUAUUAAAAAAGCAGAAGAACCACUUUAUUUAUAUUUAAUUUCAAGAGUAUUUCCACCAGUUCAUUCAUUAAAUGCAUUAUCUCAUUUAUAUUCAGAAGCACAUCAUGUAUUUGUUACUCAUUUAAAUAAACAAUUACAAAUUCCAAAAGAAUUUGUUAGUUUAAUGGUAAUAUUAAUAUUUGUUGUAUCUGGAAGAAUUAAAAAUUAUGAUUUAGUAUUUAAAUUAAUUUCUACAAAAGAUAGAACAUUAAAUAGUGUUUGUUCUAUUCUAAAAGAAUGUAUUAAUGAUGAACAAGAAGAAAAUCAAGAAAUGAGUGAUUCAGAACAAUUUGUAACUGGUUUAUUAAUGUUAUUUACUAUUCCAUUACUUUCUGAAUUACUUAAAGAAGUUGGAUGUGUAAAAACUGAUUUAAUGUUAAAAAAAUGGAAAGAGAGUUUAGUUAGUUAUACAAGUUAUUUAACUCCUACAAAACUUUUAGAAGAAGCACCAACUGAAUUUUCAUUUAGAAUAUUUUCUAAACAAGCAAUUGAAUAUGCAGAAAAUGCUUGUCAAGAUAAUAAAUCAAUGAAAAUGUUAUAUAAUUAUUUUAAAAAUAAUCGUGCUGAUGUUGUACGAAAUACAAUGAAUUCUGUUUUUAAUUCUACUAGUCUUCCUUCAUAUGUUAAAGAAGUUGAACCACAAAUUAAUGUUCCUCAAUCCAAAAAUACUUUAAUGAUUGAUACUCCUCCUGUUUAUUCAUAUUGUUGUUCAUAUGAUAAUAAUUUUGUUAUUUAUUCAACUAAAGAUGGAAUAAAAAGAUUAGCAAAGUUUAAAGGUGUUCAUAAUGAUAUUCAAUUUUGUUUUUAUGGAAUGCAUCCUCAAACAAAAAAAGCAGUAAAAGUAACUCAAUUUAUUGGAAAUUGUAUGGAUGCUAAUCCAAAUCAUCCUUAUUUUGUUGUUGGAACAGAAGAUGGAUUAAUUUUAAUAUUUAAAUAUUCUCAAGAUGAAGCUAUUCAACAAACAGCAAUUCAUAAUAAUAUUUCCCCAAGUUUAAAUGGAAAUGGACCAAAAGGAUUUGGAAUUAAAAGUGUUAAAUGGAAUAAUGCAGGAACUAAAUUUAUUGUUAGUGAUGCAAUGGGAUAUGUUGCUGUUUAUAGAUUUACAGUAAAUGAAAUUACAAUGAUCUUUAGUGAACGUAUAUUUAUUCAUGGUGUGGAUGCUUGUUUUAUCGGUGAAAGUAUGUUUUUUGUUGCAGCUGGAAAUAAUGGAGUAAAAGGAGAAGUUGUUAUUGGUAAUUUAUUAGAAUCAAAUACUGUUGUUACUAGAACAGUUGUUGGAGUUGUAAAUGCUAUGUGUCUUGUACAACGAUUUGGAAGUGUUAUUAUAUCAGAUAAUGAUGGAAUUAAAUUUGUUGAUUUACAAACUGGAAGAGUUUUUAAUCAGAAAAAAUAUGAAAAAGGAGUUUGUGCGGUUGCAGUUGAUACAUAUUCACUUGUUUUAUUUGUUGGAUUAUGUGAUGGAAGAAUAUUAAUGAGUCAUCUUCCUGAUUUAGAACAAAAUGAAGAAAUAGGAAAACAUGAAAAUACUCCAAGAGGUGGAAAAUUAUUUAAACUUUUAACAAGCUCAAAUUAUCAUGCAGUAAAUAAGUUAGGAGUUGUAUGGUUUGAUAAAAAUUCACAACCAGAAUUAUAUUCUUGCUCUAGUGAUGGAAGUUUGAUUCAACGUUCUUUAAUUUAUUUCCAAUAA
Molecule: messenger RNA, 5694 nt
Organism: Entamoeba histolytica HM-1:IMSS
Lineage: Eukaryota; Evosea; Mastigamoebida; Endamoebidae
Exons: 1
Coding region: 1-5694 (1897 amino acids)
Biological process (GO): vacuolar acidification
Cellular component (GO): RAVE complex
Molecular function (GO): protein binding
Source: RefSeq, a predicted model, not a curated record